Messenger RNA from Ochotona curzoniae (black-lipped pika), 3448 nucleotides. It is a transcript of the gene NFIB, whose product is annotated as nuclear factor I B. The record is from RefSeq and is a predicted model, not a curated record. Gene Ontology annotation, cellular component: nucleus. Lineage: Eukaryota; Metazoa; Chordata; Mammalia; Lagomorpha; Ochotonidae. Gene Ontology annotation, biological process: regulation of transcription by RNA polymerase II. The coding region runs from base 628 to 1890 and encodes 420 amino acids. The transcript is spliced from 9 exons. Gene Ontology annotation, molecular function: DNA-binding transcription factor activity, RNA polymerase II-specific; RNA polymerase II cis-regulatory region sequence-specific DNA binding.
GCACUCGCUCGCGCUCCCCCCCCAUUCGCGCACACACAUGGUCGGCUCGCGGCAAAGUUUCGCCUGCGGCCGCCACUCCAGAAUCCUGCCGCAGUGCUCCGGGCUGUAACCUUGAACUUUCCCAGCGCGGUGACACAUUCUCCUCUCUCUCCUCCCGCCCGCCCUCUUGCGCCCCCCUCCCCGCCUUUUUUGAAAAAGCAUUUCACCGCCACCACCACCACCCCGAUCCAACCCACUCCGAACCUUCGCGCACCCCCAAGCCCCCGUCCAUACCACCACCACCACCAGCACCGCACAACAGAAAGCAAACCCCAAACCCAGGCGAAAAGCAGCCGGCAGCGGCGGCGGCGGCGGCUCGGCGGGCAGGGCCGGUGCGCGCGGACGGCAGGAGGGCUCGAGGUGUAGAUUGGAUUUCACCCCGGGAAACGCAGCGCGCCCAGCGGACUCGAAGCUUGGCUAUUUAAGGAGGACUGGGUCUGAGGUGAAGUUACGAGGAUCCGGCGCUGUACCCCGUCCUGAUUGAUCUGCACCGCGGGGCUCCCAUGACUGUAAAAUGAAUAGAUGAAAUUCUCGCUUCUGGAAGAUUUUCGUGGGCAUCUCCAGGAAAGUGUGUUUUAAGGCGAAGUCAUGAUGUAUUCUCCCAUCUGUCUCACUCAGGAUGAAUUUCACCCAUUCAUUGAGGCACUUCUUCCACAUGUCCGUGCAAUCGCCUAUACUUGGUUUAACCUACAGGCUCGAAAACGCAAGUACUUUAAAAAGCAUGAGAAGCGAAUGUCAAAGGAUGAAGAAAGAGCAGUCAAAGAUGAGCUUCUCAGUGAAAAGCCUGAAAUCAAACAGAAGUGGGCAUCCAGGCUCCUGGCCAAACUGCGCAAAGAUAUCCGCCAGGAGUACCGGGAGGACUUUGUGCUCACCGUCACUGGCAAGAAGCACCCCUGCUGUGUCUUAUCCAAUCCCGACCAGAAGGGUAAGAUUAGGAGAAUCGACUGCCUGCGACAGGCAGACAAAGUCUGGCGUCUGGAUCUAGUCAUGGUGAUCCUGUUCAAAGGCAUCCCCUUGGAAAGUACCGAUGGAGAGCGGCUCAUGAAGUCCCCACAUUGCACAAACCCAGCACUUUGUGUCCAGCCACAUCACAUCACAGUAUCAGUUAAGGAGCUUGAUUUGUUUUUGGCAUACUACGUGCAGGAGCAAGAUUCUGGACAAUCAGGAAGUCCCAGCCACAAUGAUCCUGCCAAGAAUCCUCCAGGAUACCUUGAGGAUAGUUUUGUGAAGUCUGGAGUCUUCAAUGUAUCAGAACUUGUGAGGGUAUCCAGAACGCCCAUAACCCAGGGAACUGGAGUCAACUUCCCAAUUGGAGAAAUCCCGAGCCAACCAUACUACCAUGACAUGAACUCGGGGGUCAAUCUUCAAAGGUCGCUGUCUUCUCCACCAAGCAGCAAAAGACCCAAAACUAUAUCCAUAGAUGAAAAUAUGGAACCAAGUCCGACAGGAGACUUUUAUCCCUCUCCAAAUUCACCAGCUGCUGGAAGUAGAACAUGGCAUGAAAGAGAUCAAGAUAUGUCUUCUCCGACUACUAUGAAGAAGCCGGAAAAGCCAUUGUUCAGCUCUACAUCUCCACAGGAUUCUUCCCCGAGACUGAGCACUUUCCCCCAGCACCAUCAUCCUGGAAUCCCCGGAGUCGCACACAGUGUCAUCUCAACUCGAACUCCACCUCCGCCCUCACCGUUGCCAUUUCCAACACAAGCUAUCCUUCCUCCAGCCCCGUCGAGCUACUUUUCUCAUCCAACAAUCAGAUAUCCUCCCCACCUGAAUCCUCAGGAGACUCUGAAGAACUAUGUACCUUCUUAUGACCCAUCCAGCCCACAAACCAGCCAGUCCUGGUACCUGGGCUAGCUUGGUUCCCUUCCAAGUGUCAAACAGGACACCCAUCCUACCGGCAAAUGUCCAAAAUUACGGUUUGAACAUAAUCGGAGAGCCUUUCCUUCAAGCAGAAACGAGCAACUGAGGGAAAACAAAAUUACAAUAGUUUCAGAAAAUUUAAGAAAAAAAAAACAAAACAAAACAAAAAAAGGAACCGAGGAAGCCUGGACAACAAAACAAAACAAAAGGAGAAAGGAAAGAAACUGAAGAAAGAAGAUAACAGAGCAGCAAUUGCAGCACUUACAAUCACUAAUUCCCUUCAGGUUGAGACUGUAACGACAUAAAAAGGGUCGAUGCUAUUUCACUGAUGGUAAAUCGCAGAUCGCAGCCCCUGCAACGUAGCCUUUGUUACAUGAAGUCCGCUGGGAAAUAGAUGUUCUGUCUCUAUGACAAUAUAUUUUAACUGACUUUCUAGAUGCCUUAAUAUUUGCAUGAUAAGCUAGUUUUAUUGGUUUAGUAUUCUUGUUGUUUACGCAUGGAAUCACUAUUCCUGGUUAUCUCACCAACAAAGGCUAGGAGGAGGCGUCAGAGGUGCUGGGUGACAGAGCCAUGAGCCAGCCAUUUUAUAAGCACUCUGAUUUCUAAAAGUUAAAAUAUAUAUAUAUAUAUAUAUAUAUAUACAUAUAUAUAUAUAUAAAAAUCUCUGUAGCCUUUAGUUAUCAGUACAGACCUAUUAAAUUUUGGCCCUUAACCCAGCCUUUUCCAGUGUGUAACCCAGUUUGAAAUCUUAAAAAAAAUUUCAAAAAAAAAAAAAAAAAGGAAAAAGAAAAAAGGAAAAAAAAAAACAGUUUGAACACAAAGGCUCUAUGGAAGAAAUGCCUCUAUGUAGGUGAAGUGUUAUCUCUGCAUGCAACAGUAAAAAUUAAUAUAAUAUUUUCCCCACAAAAGAAACACUUAACAGAGGCAAGUGCAAUUUAUAAAUUUAUAUCUAAAGGGGAAUCAUGAUUAUAAGUCCUUCAGCCCUUGGACUCUAAAUUGAGGGGAUUAAAAAGAAUUUAAAAUAAUUUUGAACGAAUUUAUUUUCCCCUCAGUUUUUGAGGGCACUGAAAAGGCAUUAAAUCAAGACAAAUCAUGUGCUUGAGAAAAAAAAAAUUAAUGAAAACACAGCACUUAUGUUGGUUUAGCUGCAGCCUCCUCGGAGGUAGAAUUUAUUUAUUUAAAAUUACUGGUUGCAUCAAGAACCCAUAGGGUGUACAAAAGGUUCUAUAAAAUCUGCAUCAUAGAGACAAAGAGGCAGGCAAUCCAUGGCACGAGGGAAAAGCUUAUAGUUUACAAACUGGGAAUACCAGGGUGUAGGAUAUAAAAAUGCACUCUUGAGCAAACACGUGUCAUCAGGGUGCUGCAAACUUGCAUGGUGCUUUCAGACGUUAGCCUUGUUCAACACAUUCUUGCAUUGACAGAUCCGUAGUGUGCAUGGGCAGACACAUGUUGCCUCAAUGUCUCUUAAAAUUUUUAAUUAAAAAUACUCUUUCCAGUAAUCCUAAUUUGCACGAAGAUAUAAUGUCCACAUUACGUGCCUUGCCUUGAAAUU